Messenger RNA from Tigriopus californicus, 1671 nucleotides. RefSeq lists its product as uncharacterized. The transcript is spliced from 3 exons. Bases 134 to 1411 code for a protein of 425 amino acids. Gene Ontology annotation, molecular function: protein binding. Lineage: Eukaryota; Metazoa; Arthropoda; Copepoda; Harpacticoida; Harpacticidae. The record is from RefSeq and is a predicted model, not a curated record.
AUAGAUAGUCGAUCCAUUCAGUUCACGGAGUGACUCCAGGGUGUGAGGGGGAGUUGAAAGACUUUCAUUUGGAUUAACGUGAACGAAUAGCUCGGAGUAUAUUUCCACACAUCUUUUGUCUUUUUGUGUAAACAUGAGUGAGGGUGAAACUGCCGAGAUCCCACCUUCGGAUCCCCCCGCCGAAUCGUCCAGUGCCAAACCCGCAGCCAUGGGGGAUCUCCAGGCCAGCGUCCAGGCCACCUUCGAUAAUGGGAACUCAUUCAACACCAAGUUGCGGGACACUCUCUUGGGCCUGAUCAGCGAGAAUGGCGACCGCAAGUCCGAGAUUGAGCAACUCCGUGGCGAUCACGAGCAACUCCGCAAGGAUCACGAUGACUUUGCCAAUUCCAUGGAAAGGGAAAACGACCUCCGGAAGAACGAGAUCCGCUCCCUGGAGGAGAAACAAGGCAAGGACAACCAAGCUCGCAUUGCUGACAAUGCCAAGUUGGAAGGCAAGUUGGACUCGGAGAAUGCGGCUCGGAAGUCUGAGAUCGAGAACCUGGACAAGUGGGCCAAGGAUGAGAAUGGCGCUCGCAAGAAGGAGAUUGAAGACCUCAAGAACUUUGCCGAGGGCGAAAACGCUGCUCGCAAGGAAGAGAUUGCUAACCUGGAUAACUUUGCUCGGAGUGAGAACGAUGGGCGCAUUGCCGACAUCGCGGAUAUCAACGACAGACUCAAAAAGGAGAAUGAAGCUCGAUCCAAUGAGGACCAAGCCUUGAGUGAUCGAAUCGACAAGGAGAUCAGUGAUCGGGACCGAGCCAUUGCUGAUCUCCAGGCUCGUCUGGAUGCCCAAAAGGAAGAGCAAUCAAAUGAGCUGGAUGAGCUCAGGACGAAGAUGCUCAAGGAAAACCAGUUCCUCAAGAGUCUGGCCAGCAAGAGUAAUUCGGUUUACUUCGACGCUUACAGAAGCAAGGCCUAUGACGGAGGGGGUGAGGAGAAUCUCACUUUCCAGGGUUGCUAUGCCAAUGCCGGUGGGGGUAUGGAUCCCCAAACUGGCGUGUUCAAAGCCCCCGCCGGAGGUACCUACAUCUUCAUCUUCCACAUUGCCACGCACGACAAUAAGAAGGCGUUACUCUCAAUCCGGUUGAAUGGCGAGGAAGUGGCGUCCAUCUUUGACCAAAAUCACAAGGAUAACCACAAGAACUCCAUGGCUGGACAAACCAUCGUGAUUGAUUGCAAGCGGGGCGACGAGAUUGUCGUGUAUGCCUACACCGGUACUUGGUUGGCGGACUUCGCCAUGAACCAUUACACCCACUGGAUUGGGUUGCUCCUCAAGCCCAGCCAAGAGGAGAUCGACUUAAUGAGGAAAGAGGCCGAUGAGGGGCUUACAGGGGAGGGCAAGGCCAUUGAGGGACAGACCAAUGGGUUCUAGAUCAUGUCCACGAAAUCGGAGCCAGUUUUCCUUCCUUUCUUUCUUCCUUCAUGAUUGAUCGAUCUAAUGACAAUGGGUGACGAGCGAGAGGGGUUUUCGGAUCAUUGGAAUGUAAAUCCAACACUCAUCAACAUGAUAAGCGAUUGUAACGAGUGACAAGUUCUUUCGAGCACCUCAUCAUAUGAUGCAAAUGAUAUUUUUCAACUCCUCCUCUAUAAGCAAGAUCUGAUAUAAAUAUAGAUACACUCUGGAAAAAAGGA